AUGGAUUCAAUUCAACAAGACAGAUUAUCUAGUCUUCCCGACAUUCUUCUAAUUAUGAUCAUCUCUUUCUUGCCGUUAAAGGAAUGUGUAAGGACCAGUGUUCUCUCCAAGAGGUGGAGGUAUCUCUGCUUGGAGACCACAAACCUUUCUUUUAAGGAAUCUGAUUACGUGAAUCCUGAUAUCACCGAUGCUGAAUAUUCGAGAAUUGUAGCUUAUCGUUCAUUCUUUUGUUCUGUGGAUAAAUGGGUCUCUAUAACUCAACAUCAAGUCGUCGAAAGCUUCGAGAUUUGUUUCUCCCAUCUGGUGGGUUUCGAGGAUAAGAUCGACGCUCUGAUCGAAUACGCUGUCUCCACACGAGUGAAGAAUUUAGUUGUUGAUUUGUCAAACCCCUCUUGGAGAAGCAAUGGUGAUAUAUCAUAUCGUCAUUUUAUGUAUACAUUGCCUAAAAGCGUUUACAGUCUAACAACCUUGGAGUCACUGAAGAUUUACGGGUGCAAGUUUGAUCCUUCGAAAUUCGUAAACCCUGUAUUGCUAAGAAGCCUCUCUAUUGGUUGGGUCAGACUCGAAAACCUCCACUCUUUACUAUCCAAAUCUCCUUCCCUCCAGAGUCUAAGUAUCAAAAAUUGUUGGGGCGUUGAUAUCACGUCGAUGGCCGGGCAGUUCAGAGAGCUAGUCAUUGAGCAUUCAGACUUCAGUUACAUGCAAUGUGCCUUUGAGCUGCCUCGUAUACACAGCUUCAAGUACUCUGGGGAGUUGUUCGAGUUCUACUUCGACGUAGUGAAUGUGAUCAUACCAAAUGUGUACUUGGAUUUUGGAGAAGAGCGAGUAUAUGAUCUACAAAGCCAAUCAUCAAGAAUAUCGGGUGAGGUUAUUUCCCGUAUCAUUAACGACCUUAGAGCAGCUGAGACUUUAACUGUCUGCCCUUAUAUCCUCCAGGUUAUCCCAGAAUGUGAAAAGCCAUCUGAUUUGCUUCAACCUAUGGAAACACGACACUUGGUGUUAAGAACUAAGAUGCAUACCAAGGAGUUCAAUGGAAUAAUUCUUCUUCUCAACAACUGCCCUAAUUUGGAGACGCUUGGUUUUGAUAUUCUAACUCCAUGUCCUUUCUCGGCAACUUCGUCAGAUGAAGGCAUCGAUCCUAAAACGUAUUGGAUGCAGAAGAGAACAUGUAAGAGUCUAAGGAAGACACUGAAGGUCGUGGUUAUUAGGAACUUUUGUGGUUCCUCAAACGAGCUAAAUGUAUUGAGGUAUUUGAUUCGAUCAGCGAGCGGUGCUGGAGAUGCGUUGGAAAGAGUAGAGCUUUACGUGCCGAAUGGGAUGGAAGAAAGUCAAGCGAUGGUGGUAUUUGCUAAAGCGGAAAUGUUACAGAGAACUUCGAAGCAUGUACAAGUUCUUUGUGCACAACUCUUGAAAAAAUGA
Arabidopsis thaliana (thale cress) is the source of this 1419-nucleotide messenger RNA. Its product is annotated as F-box/RNI-like superfamily protein. Bases 1 to 1419 code for a protein of 472 amino acids. NCBI's taxonomy places the organism in Eukaryota, Viridiplantae, Streptophyta, Magnoliopsida, Brassicales, Brassicaceae. The transcript is spliced from 3 exons. The record is from RefSeq and is marked reviewed.